Messenger RNA from Colletotrichum karsti, 3681 nucleotides. RefSeq names its product nuclear pore complex protein an-nup82. Gene Ontology annotation, biological process: ribosomal large subunit export from nucleus; protein import into nucleus; mRNA export from nucleus. The transcript has 3 exons. Gene Ontology annotation, cellular component: nuclear pore. The record is from RefSeq and is a predicted model, not a curated record. NCBI's taxonomy places the organism in Eukaryota, Fungi, Ascomycota, Sordariomycetes, Glomerellales, Glomerellaceae. Bases 1 to 3681 code for a protein of 1226 amino acids. Gene Ontology annotation, molecular function: structural constituent of nuclear pore.
AUGCCCAAGGUUAAGAGCUACGCGGCUCCGUGGUUGUCCCAUGGCCCAGGCCGCAACUUGUUCGCGCCCUCGACCGAUUCGAAGGCGCUGAGCGCCCCGUCGCCCUACGCCAAAAAGAAAAAGACCAUUGGACCGAGACGGACGAUCGCUCGCAGAGGCACCGAAGUCUUCGUUGCUGUCGGCAAGGAGCUGCGAUGGGGCGACCUGGCGUACCUGAAAGAGAAGUGGUCGACGAGCCACUCGCAUCGCCGUAUGGGCAGCCGUGUCAAGCGUGAGGAUUCGACACAGUCGUUCGACGAUGCCAUUCCUUCUACCGAGGAGGCUGCAACCGCUCAGGGCUUUCGCACCAUCAAAACACCCGUCGCGGACGACAUCCAACAGCUCAUCAUCUCACCCAACUCCGACUACCUCGCUAUCUUGACGACGCACACCGUUCACAUCUGCGUGGUUCCCGACUCCUCGCACCUUACCGCCGAGGACACCAGUCCCUUGCGACCGAAGAUCUGGACCCUGGGGCCUACCACCCAUGUUACCUCGCGCUCAUCGGUCGCGUCGGCGAUCUGGCACCCGCUCGGCGUCAAGGGAUCCUGCUUGGUCACCAUCACCACCGAUGCGAUCGUCCGCGUUUGGGAGCUCUCCCUCACAGACCGCUGGUCCUUUGACUCUCCUACUCUGUCGAUCGAUUUGAAGAAGCUGGUAGAUGGCACAACACUGGAUCAGGACUUCACGGCAUCCACGGCGGCUACGAACGCAAGCUUCUCACAGUAUUCUUUGGAGAUGCAGGUCGCAUCAGCGUGCUUUGCUGGACGUGGAUCAGGGGGAUGGAGUCCGAUGACUCUCUGGGUCGCCAUGAGGGAGGGUGACGUCUACGCGUUGUGCCCUUUGCUGCCUCAAAAGUGGGCGCCGCCCCCGACUCUCAUCCCGUCGCUAUCUGUGUCCAUCGUGUCCAAGGUGGCCGCAUUGGAGGACGACCCCGCUGUAUCGGAGAGGGAUAAGCUCCUUGCUCAGCAGCAGCUCGAAUGGAUGGGCGACCUGGACUCCCAGGAGCCGCAAAUCAUUGACACGGCACCGGGCGAGCAGCCGAUUGAAGUAUACACACGUCCCUCUCGGCCAGGUGUUGUGCCAAGGCUGCAGGGUCCGUUCGAAUUCGAUGCCGACCCCGAAAGCGAGGACAUCUUGGACGGCUUGUUGACCGACAUCACCGUGAUCGGUAAGAAGGUCGACACCGAGGACCUCAUGAUGGGCGAGGAAGAAGACUUGGACUUUGACGACGGGGAUCAAGAAGGGCUCUCUCUGUCCGUCGUCUGUUUGCUCUGCACGACCGGUCAGGUCCGAGUCUACCUCGAUCUGGAGGGCAUUGAAGCUCAGUGGCUGCCCCCACGCAAUAAGUCCAGGCUCGGACGCCUCUUAUCAGCCGCCGACCCGCCGUCUCUACUUACGUUCCAAUGCGUCGACACCUUGGCCAGUAUCGAAGUCAACGAGGACGCUUGGCCGACCUUCUCUUCAGAUGUCAUGUCGCGGUACUCGUUGUUUGUCACCUCACACGCCGGCAUCACCUUCCUUUCUCUGUCACCCUGGGUCUUCCGUCUCGAGGGUGAGCUCUCGGGCGAGUCGGAGGCGGGCUCUGACUUCCGUCUCGGUCUUUUGGUCAAUGGGCAGAACUCUAUUAGGGACAGACUCUUCACCCAACCAUCCAGAGACGUCAAUGUGUCAUUGGCCGCGUGUGCUGCCAUUCGCGACCCAGACCUCGGGUACUUCCUGUUGUCGGCUACUCCGUACGAACCGAUUGCUCUGACUUUCGAGACACCCGAAGACGACUUCACCCCCAUCCGUCACGAGACCCCCUACGAAGAGAAGCCUGUCACGAUGGAACCUCUGGACUUUUAUGAGCCUCGUCCAACCUUCCAGCCGUCGCAUGCCUUUGAGCAACAGUCUGACCUUCCUGAGCUCAUCAACAGACUACGCAGCUCACGCCACAAGACAAUCGUAAACCAGGAGAUCCGGCUGUCCCCGGUGACUCUGCAGAUUCUCACAGAUGCUCAUCGCGUCCUUGGCGAAGACACUUACCGCCUCGGCACUGCUGUGGCAGAAAUUUUCCGCCGCUGUAGCACGCUGCAAGACGAGCUCCGGGACCAGAUCAAGAAGGCCAAUGAAGUGAAGGAGAAGAUUGACAAGAUUGCGGGUAACGACAAGGACGGGGACGGUGAAAGCGACGAGGUCAGGUUCGAGCGGCGGAUCACAGAGGCGCAGGAGCGCCAGAAGCGGUUGAAUGAGAGGCUCGAGGGCGUCCGAAAAUACGUCGGCAAAGCCGCAACUCGGGAGCUUAGUGUCAAGGAGAAGGCGUUUGUGGAGGAGGUCAAGAGCAUGGAGGCCAGCGUGCUGGGGAACCCGGCUGCGAAACAACAAAAGCUGCUUAAGAAACGGUUUGAGGACGUGCAGCGAUUACGGGACGAACUUGUUGCCGAGGUGGAGCGCAUACAGAAGCCAGGCGACGGCAACGAAGCACAGCAGUCGCCGUCCAAGGCAUCGGAGCUUAAGAUCCCCUCGGAGAUCCGCAAGGCCAAACUCCAGCAGGUCAUGGGUCUGUUGAACCACAACCUUCGUCUGAUAUCCGGAAGAAGUGCCUUCAUCGACAUCUACACCUCUCGUCACCCCAACAAGUCGUACACUAUCUACGCUGUGAAGGUCCACAAGGCUAAACGCCAGGAGAUCCUGUCAGCCACCGGCCGCGACCUCGAGGACGCCUACGAAACCCUUCACACCAAGUCAGCCCAGGAGGUGUACCAGUUCGUCGAGCUUAAUGGCUUUUCCUUCCCCCGCGGUAUGAAGCCCAACGACUCGGACACCUCCGACAGCGAGGCCUCGACGCUGGACGCUUCCGAAGUGCUCUCCGUGUCUGCAAUUUCGUCGGAUAGCGAAGUCGACGACAUAAUCUCCCACAAGGGCAAGAAGUCGAAAUCGCCUCACCGAAAGAGCAAGAAGAAGUCCAAGAAGACCGCCUCAUCCGACGAGGAGACCUGUUCUGAUGCGGAAGACGCCCCUCGCCGUCGCCAACACCCCGGCCUUAUCACGCGCCCGUCCUAUAUCCCGGCGCCUCCCAUCUCGAACUCGCAGCCUCCUCCUCCUCCCCCCGGCUGGAGAGGACCUCCUGCGCGUGUGUACCCCCGUGCUCCAGGCCAGGGACCCCCGCCUCCUCUGCCGCCCCCAAACCGAUUCCCACCCGGCAUGAGACCCCCUCCUGGCAUGGCCCCUCCACCCCCGGCACCCGGCCCCGUCUCGGUGCCCGCGCCCCCGCCCCCUGCGGCGCCGUCAAAGCCCGUCCGCCUCGUCAUCAGCUGGGCGGGCCACGGGGAGAAGAAGAUCGUCGAGCACUGCGUGCCCAGUCACCGCGCGCUGCAGAGGACGGCGCUCGCCCACGUCCGCGGCAACUGGCAGUCCUUCGAGAACGUGCUCCCGCAGGAGAUGACGCCCGGCCGCCUCUGGGGUCUGGGUGCCAAGGUGAGGCGCGUCGCGUUCGGCAAGGAGAUGUACGCCAUCUCGACCGCCGCCGGCGUCGACGACCUCGGCAUGUACUUCAAGGCGGACGAGAUCCCCAAGUUCGAGAUCGAGGUCGAGCAUGAUGCCAGCAUCGCGCCGCCUCCCCCGCCGCCUCCGCCGGCGCAUCCUCACCCUCAACACUAA